AAUGGAGUCCUUUCGCGAGUUCUCGUCCAACACCACGCUUCACUUCAACCCGACGUCAACAAUAUUCUGAAAUACAACGCGCGGAAGAUCGGAGAAUUUGACUGCCGUAAGUCACCUGAAUUGAAUGAAAUUAAGCAGGGUAAAUUGUACAAAUACGAGCUUAUUUUGUGAUAAAUUUGGUUGUAUCGUUCUCCUAUGACGAAUGGUAUCUUGAUAGUUCGAAUAAUAACAAAAGACGUUCGUGUGCCAAAACGAAACAAAAACGUUAAAAAAGAUGAUUUUUCGAAGACAUCAACUUCAUGGUUUCAUGACAGCAGUUCUUCUCACCUUUACAUUUACAAAGACCGUCUGCGACUCCCUGAUAAUUUCUCCGACAACAAGGGACAUGGGGCAAAGCGCCCUCGCUCUCAGGACGUCAGUUUUGAGACGUUUCACAAACAGGACGCCAGAGACGGUGGCUCUUCCGGAGAGCUUUCAGCAACCGCAGAAGUACUGGGCCCAGCGCCUGAGUGACCCCGCUCACGUCGUCAGCAAGCGACUGUUUCCGCUCACAACAGGAAAUGACGUAGUGAGCCGAAACAUCACCAUGGUCCUGGAAAACCUUCUCAAAGAUUAUGAGAGCAGCCAGCUGCCGACCCAUGGCAAAGGACGCCCCACCAUAGUGAGGACCAAUAUGCUGAUACGAAGCAUGGGACCCAUAUCAGAGUUGGACAUGGACUAUUCCAUGGAUUGCUACUUCCGACAGUACUGGCGAGACUCAAGGCUCAGUUUUCUGGGUCCGAUCAAGAAUCUGAGUCUCAGCAUCAAGAUGCUGGAGAGAAUAUGGCGUCCUGAUACGUAUUUCUACAACGGCAAGAAUUCUUACGUCCAUACCAUCACGGUGCCCAACAAACUACUGAGGAUCACACAGGAGGGCGACAUCCUGUAUUCCAUGCGAUUGACAAUAAAGGCGAAAUGCCCGAUGGAAUUGAGAAACUUUCCAAUGGACAGACAGUCGUGCCCGCUGAUUCUUGGCAGCUAUGCAUACACUACGCAGCAUCUGGUGUACCAGUGGCAGUCUGGAAGCAGUGUGGAUUUCGUAAAGGGAAUGGCCCUGUCACAGUUCGAUCUCAUAAGCUUUCUUCAAAGGAAUCUGACCUUCAGAAGGAGAGAUGGUGAGUUCUCUGUUCUGCAAGUGAACUUCAAUCUCCAGCGACACACUGGCUACUUCCUUAUCCAAGUGUACGUGCCUUGCAUCCUCAUAGUGGUGCUGUCAUGGGUGUCCUUCUGGAUACAUCGAGAGGCUACAAGCGACAGAGUUGGCCUUGGUAUUACAACUGUACUGACACUGUCAACAAUCAGCCUAGAUAGUAGGAUAGAUCUGCCUAAAGUUCGCUAUGCCACAGCCCUGGACUGGUUCCUGCUAAUGAGCUUCUUCUACUGCAUUGCCACUCUUCUUGAGUUUGCAGGUGUUCAUUAUUUCACAAAGGUUGGCAGUGGGGAGAUUCCUGUUGAUGAAGAGGAAUGGGAGGAUGCGGAGGAUGCGGCAGAGGAGUUACUGGGCUGCAUAACGACUGACAUACCAGACACCAGCAGAAGCCCAUCGCUACGAUCAGGACACAGGAGAAGCUCACUCAUCUGUCCCAUUUACAAUGAUCCAUUGAACUAUGGAAUCUCAACAUCAUGCCAGCAGCAGCAAGCCGCACACCACCACAUCACGUGCGUGACACGCCACACCCAGACUGAACAUCGUGUGCCCAAGUGGCAACAGCUGCUAUAUUGUCUAGCAGGAGAUGAUGCUUAUCGCCGCCAACGACAGCGCGAGGCCGCCCAUGCUGCAGCUGUGACAGGAUCAAGAGGUACUGGGGAUGGAGGACUCAUUUCCAGACAUGUGAACAGUGUGUCCUACAUAGACAAGGCAGCACGAAUCCUGUUCCCUGCUUCAUUUGGUCUGCUGAAUCUAUUCUACUGGGUGGCUUAUUACACAUAUCAGGAAGAAUUUGGUUGGAGAGACCCUCCCAUUACACCCUUCAGUCAUUAAACUGCAAAUAAAACUGUGUUGUACAUCCAAAAUACACGUAUCUUUGAGGGUAUGUCACACUUUGAAUAGGCAUCCUUAUGGAACAAAGUUCACACAUGUUCAAUGAGAUUUCUGGUAUAGCAAUCUUGGUUCCAAAUAUAUGUUAAAAAUUAAAUCUGGUAACUUUCUAGUGACAUAAUGAUCUACACUGCUAUCUAUUGUUAAUGCACCUUCAAAGAUUUUUUAGACACAGUAUAGUUUGAUAGAUGGAUACCAGCAUUUCUGAAGAUCUUCCCAUCUUCAGGUUCCUCUGAAACACUGGUAACCACCUACCAGACAUCCCAAAAGACUCACCACUAUCAGAAAAUAAAAUCUCUAUCAAGUACGAAAUUUGCUUUCAAAUUGAAACCUCUUCAGUUAACUUUAAUACCAUUCACUGUAGCCAUUUAUGAAUCCUAAAUGUUCUGUUUGUUUUAGACAUAUAAUUCAUAGAUAACUCGCUCAAAACGAAGACAGCACACACACACAUACCCAGCAGGCCCAGCAGUAUAACACACGCA
Messenger RNA from Cryptotermes secundus, 2559 nucleotides. RefSeq names its product gamma-aminobutyric acid receptor alpha-like. Lineage: Eukaryota; Metazoa; Arthropoda; Insecta; Blattodea; Kalotermitidae. Gene Ontology annotation, molecular function: neurotransmitter receptor activity; GABA-A receptor activity; extracellular ligand-gated monoatomic ion channel activity. The record is from RefSeq and is a predicted model, not a curated record. The transcript has 10 exons. Bases 275 to 2020 code for a protein of 581 amino acids. Gene Ontology annotation, cellular component: membrane; neuron projection; synapse. Gene Ontology annotation, biological process: regulation of membrane potential; nervous system process; chemical synaptic transmission.